UGUACGACCGCCCAAGCUUUAUUCGCACGGAAUUUCCGGCUGGCAUUCGUUCGAUUCGAUUCUCGACGCGAUCCGACGUUUCAUAAUGUGGAGCAGGAAAUGUCGCAGCACGAGGCGGAGGCAAUCAAGACCGUCGAGGCUCGAGUGGAGGUGGUGAAGUCUAUGGAGCGGCUGUACGCUGUGCCAUCGGAAAUGCUGCGCGUUUGGUCGGUUUGGCUGUCGCAAAUCGGGAAUAUUGCCGACGAAUGGCAGAAAUGGUUACGUGCUCACAUCGAUCUCGUCGUAAGGAUCGCGAAACAGUUGGAGGCAAUGGAGAACGCCAGUCUCGAGGAGAAGGAAGAUGAUAAGCCAACGAAAGUUUCUAGUCAGCCGGAGUACCCCACCAGCGACUCCAUCGAUUCUACAGAAGCAACAGUUAGUUCCAGCGUCUACGUAGACGCGCUGGGGGACGAAGACUCGACCGAAAUCGCUAAAAACAAGGAUAAUCGUGCCGACGAUGAGGAUAAUCGUGCUGACAAUGAGAACAAUCGUGCUGACAAUGAAAAUAAUCGCACUGCUUCCAAUAAUGGCGAUGUUCCAAUGGAGCAAUCAGAUGCAUCCAAGGUCACUUUGACACCAGAAUUGGAAUCGUUGACGAGUUGGCCGAUCGGGACGCCAUGGCAGGGUUCAGGCAAGGAAGAGGAGGUUGAGGAGGAGGAAUUCGAAAAAAUACCAAUACCCCAGAGCGAGGAGGAGAUGCAAGAGUUCCUGAAGAAAUUCAUGCACGAGGCAACCAUUUAUAGAUCUUAUUACAAACACUGGAGGGAGACUGCGGAUCAGGCGACAAAGGUAAUUGGAGGCAGAUUCGUGAUGGCCACGUUUAUAGUGCAAGGAAAGGGCAAGCGAGUUGGGAAUAACUCACGAAAGUCACGAGGGUCUCGGAAAAUGUCAAACAAAAAAUCACCUUCGGUCGCGACACCCACGACAGAGGCACCCGAACAAGAAUCGACAGAAUCGAAGGACGAGGACGAGGACGAGGACGAGUCUGUCACGGAGUCUCCGACUGUCAUCGAAGUUGCACCCAGUGCCUCGAAGUCAAAGACAGAGGAACCUUCGAACGAAACGAUCGAGCAAAUAGUCGAGAAACCGAACGAAUGGCAAGAGGCUGAUGAUUUGUUGAGAGACUGUGCACGCGCAGCUGAGCCAAUACCGUAUUUCUUCUAUUUGAAAGCAGAACCGGACAUCGAGAUAGCUUUGGAACACGACGACGAAGAAGUUAUACCGGCCGAUACCGAUCGCGAGAACAUUGUUAGCAAGGACGAACGUAUUUCGUACAAUCUUGCUGAAAAACCGUUGAAAGGGGGGAAACCGUGGAUAUAACAGUGGAAAACAAAAUUAUGGUUAAUUAAUGUCUAACGGGACGCUGUUUUAUGCAAUAUAAACGAAUACAAUAAAGAAAAAUGUCCGAAUAAAAAACACUUAAACGAUAAAACUGUAGAAACACGUUUGAAGUGAACGCUGAAACGUUUGAAAUAUUGUUACAUUUAAACCGAUACUCAUUUCAGACUAAUUUUCUCCCCUUUAAUAGACUCCGGAUACUCGACAAGUCACUACUGAAUUUACAAACGAGACCGGUGUAUAAAUUUUAAGAUGUUUCCUUACAGCGAAGCAUCCAGUUUCUAUGAAUCAUUAAACGAACGAAAUUGCACGGGAAAACCGUCGCGAGCAUGGCAGAAGGUAAUUGGCGAAUAUUUUUGAUCCGAAGCUGAAAUUGCAUUCAGCACGGGAGACAUCCUGAAAAUAACGAACGAGCUGCAUAUUAAAAGAUAAUAAACCGAAAUCGAGCGCAUGAAAAUAUUUGCCAAGCUACGGUACCAAUAACGCGGACGAUUCGUUCGUUGAUCCUAGUGUCGAUAUCUCAGCAGCGCCGAACCAAAAUAAGUAUACAUAAUAAGACGAGAUAAAAAUUUGUCCGCGCUAUAAAAUGACGAUCUAACAUCAAGAUUUCGGCUUUCGAACAUUCCUCGCCCAAGUCACUGAAUGCUUCUGCUCGAUUUUACGACCACUCCGAGACUACGGACGCGAGUCGAUGAUUCUUUUCCUGACUGGUAAUCCGAUAAAAAUGAAACUGUCCGAGUACAGCAAGAAGAACGAAAUCUUUCACGACGCGAGACAGGCAAUCUUCGAAACAAAAUUUCGGUUACCGUUCGUACGGUAGCGCCCGCAAUAAAAUCCGUCGCUAGGAAUAUGGAAACAUAAAAUUCGAAACUGGCUUCCCCUGUUUUUCGCGUAGCCCGUCAGUCCGCCGCCUGUCCCGACAGAUUCACCAUCAGACGACAGGUAUCCCGUGUACCACCCAUCCCUGCCCCCCUUCUCCAGGGACAAACUCAGCCCGCGUGCAUUUGGAUUCCGCGUAAUAUCUGCAUCCGACAUCAAAGACGAUGGCUUCUGUCGGAGUCA
This is a messenger RNA of Colletes gigas, 2439 nucleotides long. RefSeq lists its product as uncharacterized. The transcript has 9 exons. The coding region runs from base 100 to 1359 and encodes 419 amino acids. NCBI's taxonomy places the organism in Eukaryota, Metazoa, Arthropoda, Insecta, Hymenoptera, Colletidae. The record is from RefSeq and is a predicted model, not a curated record.